Molecule: messenger RNA, 2886 nt
Organism: Torulaspora globosa
Lineage: Eukaryota; Fungi; Ascomycota; Saccharomycetes; Saccharomycetales; Saccharomycetaceae
Gene: PIF1
Product: DNA helicase PIF1
Exons: 1
Coding region: 1-2886 (961 amino acids)
Biological process (GO): telomere maintenance; DNA repair
Molecular function (GO): ATP hydrolysis activity; DNA helicase activity
Source: RefSeq, a predicted model, not a curated record
AUGGUUUUAUGGCGAAAGAGUUUUAGAUCUUUCGUAAGCUAUAGAAUCGCUCCCAUCAUUACCCAAACAUUUGUGCCAUUUAGCAAGACGGGAAUGAAGAUUGGACUGGCGUCAGCAUCACCACCACUGCAUUCUCCAAGAAGAGCGCUACGAACUUCGUCGAAGAGAAGUCUCGGCGUAGGAGACCAAUACGAGGAACUGAAGGAUCUGCUGUCGGAUUCAGACGGCUGGGAUGAAGACCUUCACGUUGCGCCUGUGCGAGUGAAUGAACGCAAGGAACUCAAGAGUUUGCGUGAUCAGUCAGGCAGAGUAGCCGGCGAAUUCUCUGAUGCUGAUGAUUCCAUCAUCUGCGAGUUGUUACGCUCGAGGAAGGACUCCAACGCAAAGGCAGAGAAACAUCUCGCUGGAGCCUCCACGAAAUCCUCUGGAAAACCCCUAGCCAGGAGCUCCUUCUCUAGUCUCGCGUCUGAAGAGAUUCGCAGGCCAUUGGUCGAAAGCACUCAGCAAGCUGAUAUAUAUUCCAGUGAGGAUAGUCGAUUACUGCUCUCGCUGCUGCGAGGGAACAAUCCACAUAGAGAAGAGCAAGACGAUGUACAGGAGGCCUUAAGGUCUGCGCCAGGAACCGCAUCUGAGGCGGUCCUCGAAGAAGUUGAAUGUGCGACCGAACAGCAGGAAGAAAGAAAUGACACUCGACCGCUAGAACCUCUUAAUGUGGAGAAUCCCGACCGGAUCAAGUCCGAGGACACAUCUGAUGUCUGCAUCAUCGAGGACGCGGAACCUGUUGCUGCUGAUUCUCCGAAGAUCGCAGAUAUGUCGGACUACCGAGUACCAGAGAAUGAGAGCUCCAGGAGAUCCUGUCAAGACAAUAAAAGUCUCAAGAUAAUAGACGAACAAAAGGUUGUGCGAUAUGCUGACAAGUUUACUCUCCUGACACAACGGAAUUGCAUACCGACUACGCAAGAGAUAGAGAAUAGAUUAAAACUGAAUCCAAAGGGUAAAGUGAUAGUUCCAGUCAGAUUGAGCAGAGAGCAAGAAGAUGUCAUACGUCUUGCUGAGGCUGGCCAUAAUAUUUUCUACACCGGAAGUGCAGGAACCGGUAAAUCGGUGUUAUUGCGCGAGAUGAUCAAGGUGCUGAAAGAGAUUUAUGGACAUGACCAAGUUGCUGUGACUGCAUCCACUGGACUUGCAGCAUGUAACAUAGGUGGUGUAACGCUACAUUCAUUUGCUGGGGUUGGGCUAGGAACCGGAGAGGUUACGAACAUCUAUAGAAAAGUGAGAAGGUCGAGAAAGCACGUCAAAAGAUGGGAAUCCGUAAGUGCACUUAUUAUUGACGAAAUUUCAAUGCUGGAUGGAGAACUCCUUGACAAACUAGAUUUCAUUGCCCAGAAAAUACGGAAAAAUCGCAAGCCUUUUGGAAACAUACAGCUCAUUUUCUGUGGUGAUUUCUUUCAGUUGCCUCCUGUCACUAAAGAUCCGAAUAGUUCUACUAAGUUUGCUUUUGAAUCUAACGUUUGGAAAGAAGGUAUAGACGUAACCAUUAUGCUGACUAAGGUAUUUCGACAACAGGGUGAUUCCAGGUUUAUCGAAAUGUUGAACAAGAUGAGAUUGGGCCAAAUCGAUGGGGAAACUGAGAGAGAAUUCAAGAAAUUGAGCAGGCCACUUCCUCAAGAUGAAAUUAUACCAGCAGAAUUGUAUAGCACUAGGAAUGAAGUUGAGAGAGCGAAUAAACAGCGAUUAAACAGAUUACCAGGUAAGGCCCAUGUCUUCCAUGCCAUUGAUGGUGGUGUGCUAGAAGAUCGUGAAAUGAAGGAGAAAUUACUGCAGAAUUUCUUGGCUCCAAAAGAAUUGCAACUAAAGAUCGGUGCGCAGGUUAUGAUGAUAAAGAAUAUUGAUGCAACUCUGGUCAAUGGCUCACUGGGAAAAGUUAUAGAUUUUAUUGACCCUGAGACGUAUAUGUUCUAUGAAACCAUUGUGAGAAAUCCAGACCUCCCUCCAGGCGCCUUAGCAAAGCUGAAAGAUAAUCCCGAACUGCUGAGAGAAACGUGGAAUGAAUUCCGCGAAGAGAGUGAGAAUGACACCCCAGUGCGUCAAAAAACCACUAAGGAUGCGUUCUGUAGAGGCGAUCCGGACGAGUCGGUUGCCCAGUUGGGGGAAUCAAUUUUUGACUUCUUGAAAGACGCUAGUUCAGAUGAUAUUGAGACAAGAAGCAAUCUCGAUCGCAAGAGGGAGUUAUUAAGACAAGUUCAUGAAAGCUCCAAGGGAAAGAAAAGACUACCGCUUGUAAGGUUCAAAACUUCAGAUAUGUCUACAAGGACGAUACUGGUUGAGCCAGAGAGCUGGGCUAUUGAAGAUGAAAAUGAGAAACCUUUGGUUUCAAGAAUCCAAUUACCACUGAUGCUUGCAUGGUCUUUAUCUAUUCACAAAUCUCAGGGACAAACAUUGCCCAAAGUGAAAGUCGAUCUGCAAAGAGUAUUCGAAAAGGGCCAAGCUUAUGUGGCGUUAUCGAGAGCGGUCUCUAGGGAGGGAUUACAAGUCUUGAAUUUUGACAAAACAAGGAUAAAUGCACAUCAAAAAGUUAUAGAUUUUUACUCAACGUUGAUAACAGUCGAACAUGCCAUCAAAAAAUUGGAAGCUGAAGCUGGCACAACAAGCUUACGCAAGAAACGCAAGACUAGUACAGGACCUUCGGCUACAGGCAUUUCAGCUCGAACGAAGCAAGCAAGAUCUAGAUCUAGAACUCCGGCUGGUACCUCUAGCCCAUCAAGCCGCAUUGCUACAAUGCUGAUGAAUAAAGUACAGGGAAAACCACUGAUUAACGGGCAGCCGCACGAACCCGUGGAUAUUUUUACAGAUCGCAAGACAGGUGCCUAUUCCCACGAGGCAUGA